Molecule: messenger RNA, 1329 nt
Organism: Penicillium mononematosum
Lineage: Eukaryota; Fungi; Ascomycota; Eurotiomycetes; Eurotiales; Aspergillaceae
Exons: 1
Coding region: 1-1329 (442 amino acids)
Source: RefSeq, a predicted model, not a curated record
AUGUUUAGACUAGUCUUGCGGUCGCGACCAAGAAUCAUCAAACCCUCAGUCUUCACUGCAUCCUUUGCAACAUCACCGUUCGAUCUUCCGGGUGCCGAUAAGGUCGUCUACAGUCCAAUCCACGCCUCCGUCUACACCUCGAUCGACCGGCCCGUCCCACCCAUGCCCCACUCGCCGGUGACCGUGAAGAUCCAGGGGCCCAACGAGGAAGCCGGGCCCGACCAUGAGACCCAUCUUCAAGACCAGCUACAAUCUAUACAAAGGAACACAAAGUACCUCCGUCUUGAUGAAGACACUCCCUCCGACAAGGAGUGGGCACUCCUAAGUGCUCAUUUCUCCCACGUGGAGAAUCUCGAGCUUGACAGUGGGUUCAACGAAGACCUUAACGAUAAACAUAUUCCGCAACACUGGCCUCUUCGGCGUCUCGAGCUACGGUCAGCAUGUGGCCAGCUCGUGCAGAGUCCCUUCAUCCUCCAGGGGCGAGUCGCUCAUCUGAGUCUGCUUCUCACUGGUGGGCUUCGCUUCGCCGGCUCAACGAAUUCGGAGCUGUUGCGCGAACACAAGGAACAAGUGAAGCGUGGAGAAAUAGAAGCGGAAUAUAUUACGCACAAUCAGGGGAUGCCGGAGGAGAAACGGCUCGAGGUGAUCUAUAUGCCGGGUCUGGUCUGCAGGCAUAUGAACAAGCUCCACUCGGAUCUUGACGGAAAGUCAGACCCCGAGAACGUACCCACUCCUGAUCAGAUCAACCUGCACACACUGGAGAUCUUCGAGAACGAUGCGGUUGAUACUUUUUGUCGUCUGACGAUGGAUCAGCCCCAUUUGCUGAAUAACCUCCAAACACUCCGUAUCCGCUCUACGAGCGGAUUGGAUUUUAUUUAUCUCGACGAGGGACUAUUCCGGUUCAUACUGCCGCAGUUGGCGAAUUUGAAGACGCUGAACUUGACGGUUGGUGAUGUGUUCAAUGAUCCAUCAUAUCUUCCGACCCUACACGAGAUCCUCCCACCCAAUCUGACAACCCUAUUCUUCCGUGGUCCGGCUUCUUUGUGUCAAUCCGAGCACUGGUCCGCCUGGCUACGCGCAUUUGAAUCGAAGGAUUUUCUGCCGCAAUUGCAGCGUCUCGCUUUUGUCCUUGACUUGCAUCAUGAAGAAAAGGAAGGUCGGUAUCGGAAGCGCGUGGUUCCUGCGCCUGCAAAUGUCCUCUACCAGGCUCGCAUCGCCUGCGAGCAUAUCUAUGGCACUGUUAGGAGGCGCGGCGUCAAAAUUGUGGAGAUGCCUCCCGAGCCUGAAGCUGAGAACGAUCUGUUUGAACCUGUGGACGAUCGCUGGUGA